This is a messenger RNA of Lethenteron reissneri (Far Eastern brook lamprey), 10184 nucleotides long. It is a transcript of the gene RAB11FIP4, whose product is annotated as RAB11 family interacting protein 4. The record is from RefSeq and is a predicted model, not a curated record. NCBI's taxonomy places the organism in Eukaryota, Metazoa, Chordata, Hyperoartia, Petromyzontiformes, Petromyzontidae. Gene Ontology annotation, cellular component: cleavage furrow; midbody; endocytic vesicle. Gene Ontology annotation, biological process: regulation of cytokinesis; endocytic recycling.
CGCCGAAGCAGCCAGGCCGCGCGUUCGUUAACCUACAACACACGUGAACUCGUGAUCUCGGCAUCGUCGCUAUUGCUGCUGUUGCAUUGCACAUGGAGGUGGGGAGGGAGGUGAUGUGGGGCUGGCGGACAUGGUGACCCGUGCCGUGCGGAGGAGCCCCUGCGUGUAGCAAACAUCCUCACCACCAUCAUCCUCACCAUCAUCCUCAUCAUCAUCCUCACCACCACCACCAUCAUCCUCAUCCUCCCUGCUGCUGCUGCUGAGCCGUGUGCGUGGCACGGUGCGACGUGCAAGGCAGCAGCCCGCGGCUGUCUCUUCUCCAUCCUCUCCAUCGGCAGCAUCCGCAUCCAGCCGAGGAGGAAUCGACAGCGGAGGGGAGGGGGUGGGGGAGUGGAGGGUUCACACCACACGUCUCCACGCACGCGCCGCUCGAAAAGUGGACAUUGGAGGGCAGCUUAAAGUAUUCACACGUUGCUGAGUUUUCCUUCGGCAGUGACUCCUAAACAAACUAUUUCUUCCCCGACGCCACCGGCGAGCUCUGAAAGAAAGGCAAUGGAAGGCAGCGGUGCCGUGAGCGAGGCAUUCAGCUCAGACCUGGUUGUCUCGCUUGAGGCGGCACCGCAGGCCAUCGACGGAGGGCAUCGUCAUGAAGACAAAGUGGGUCAAGGGGACUUUGGUUCGCCUCUUCUGAUGAAGUCUCAAGACCUUCAAGAUGUGUUCGAGCUUGGGCUGGGCAGACGCUUUGACAGCUUUAUUUCGACAAAUGAAAACCCGUCGGAAUUUUUGGGCCUGGAUUUCGAUGGAUUUGCCGCCACCACAAAUCAACAAUCCGCAGAACUCUCGGUCGAGCAGUUGGCAAGCGGGAGAUACGACACCGACCUGUUGGGACUCGACCUCGAUAAUGUCAUGCCAAGCAAAAGCGCUUCGGGCCAAAACCCAGAAAACUUUUGGGGCCUCAUAUCCCAGAAGGAUUCGGACUCAAUGUUCGACCCAAAGGAUUCGGACUCAACGUUCAGUCCAAAGGAUUCGGACUCAACAUUCAGCCCAAAUGGCCCAGAUCCCUGGGUCAUGAGCACGAAUGCUAAUCUGUCUGCUGUGAACCUCGAGCAAGCAUCACAUGACCUCCUAGGUCUGAGCCUGAUUGAGUCCUCGGAGGUCGCCUCCGAUUUCUCCGACCUGGCUGCGACCAAACCCUCGCUUGGCCUGGAGUUUGACUUCCUCCCGCACGGCGAGGGCGUCACGGAUGCACCUUCCUUUCACGAGUUUGGCACAGGAGGCGGCCAGGCCAGGCCGGAGAACGCCAUUGAUUUGAGCGGGGAGGAGCUCACCGAAGUGAGCCAGCUGAGCGAGCUGACCAACACCGACUUGCCCGCCAUGUCUGCCUUCACCACGAGUGACGACUUGCUCUCGUCCAGCAGCCUGGGCCUGGACGACGAGUUGGACAUGGCACCCGGCAGCCCAGACCGCUCCGCCACCAGACCCCCAUCGGACUUGGGCUUUGACAUUCUCCCCCUUGACGGUGCCGCGGCGGAGGAAGGGAAGGCUCAUGCAGGCUUGGAGUUUGGUGAAAGCAACCGCAACAACAACAACAGCGGGGGCAGCACGGGAGAAGUUGAGCCCACAGAGGACAGCAGAGAUGCGAUCGCAUGCAGAGCAACGCCGGGCGACCCUCUGGGUCUAAGCAAUGAAGUGGUUAUGCAGAUGAACUUGGAUGAUGAGCCGAAGAACACAGGUCUGCACACAAAGCUCCUGGUCUCGGACGAUUUCUUUGAUGCGAUUCUCACCCAGUCCAGUCCCUUGCCAGGUAUAAAUUUAGUGAGUAUGCUGCCUGAGGAAGGCGAUGUAGAGGAGUUUCCUUUUCCCGACAUGGAGUGGAAGAAUGAUGAUCGCCUUGUGGAAAUACCCAGUUUGGAAGAGAGCAGUGGAUAUGAAAUCAUUGACGGAGACAAGUUGGAGUGUGUCGGGAACGAGCUGAUGAACGACAGCUUUGCCACACAGUCUGCAGCCUCUGUCGUGAGUGACGAUGUGCCCAUGGGGAGUGACCUGGACCUGGACGCGUCUUCCGAUGGACCGCUCGUUGAACCCAGCCCCUUCUGGGUUCUGGGUUUUGACGGUGGCCUGCACGGUGGGGGAGCCAUGCAGAAGCCGCCAUCUGCCGAUGCCGAGCAGCCGGAGGCAAGCGCCGUUCUUCCAGCAGCUGACACAGAGGGCGGUGGCGGCGGCGAGGGGAUCGCGGGCAGAGCCGGCUGGGAUGAGGCUCCGUUUCCAAGUUUAGCACCCGCGGGGGAAGCGAACGUGAAUGACGGCGAGGAUGACGAUGAGGAGUCCGUUGCCGCCGCCGCCACUACUGUCGAUGCAGCGAGUGGCAACUGGCCCCUGCAGAGCGACGCGGACUGGGACGAGUCUCCUCACGCGAACCCUCUCGAUGGCGGCGCAUCAUUCAGCGUGGACCGCGAUGCAGCCCCUCGCAAUGACGACGUGCCCGAGGGUACACCGCCUCCUCCCAAUGCUGACGACGUAGAAGCGGCUGAGGAGGAGGUGGAGGAGGGAGACGAUGACGUAGCUGGCUCUCGUUCCACUGCAGAUUUGAGCAGAGGGAAGGCGCCAAACGAGAGCGUGAAUUGCGAACUGACAAUCGCAGGAGGGGCACCGUGGGAAUCCACCGACGCCACAAGCGAUGGCGCCUCUUUGCUCACGAGCGGCUUUGGCCCGGAGUUUUCCGACGUGACGCCCGCCACACCCGGCUGGUCAUUCAGCUCGGAUACUGACGACACACCCUCGCCGGGGCAACUGACUCCCAUCGAGGAGGACGAUGGUGAUGACGAGGAGGAGGAGACCGUAGAAACGGAGGAUGGUGAUGGCAGCGUCAUGGACAUAGCCCGGUCGCGUCACGCCCUGGGCGAGAGCGGAGAGGCGUCAACGGAGGGGAAUGCUAACGGAGGGCCCUUGCACGGCGGGCCGGCAACAGGACCCCUCGCUGCUGAGGUCGAGGCGUUGUCCAGCGUCGUCGAGCCAGACAGAGCCACGGGCGCGACACCCGGCCGGUGCAGGGAGUCUCCCAACACGGACAUCGCCCCUUGUGAUGCAGAGUCAGCAGAGCUGCUGCCCCUUCCUCGAGAGGACGACCGUACCUCGCAGGAGUUGUCCUUUCCCAUCGAGGAGUUGGUGGUGGAGGCGGUGGAGGAGGUGGAGGAGGUGGAUGAGGUGGAGGAGGUGGAGGAGGUGGAAGAAGAGGAGGAUCAGAAGAACAAUGGUAAUGAAGUCGCGCAAGCGUCUGUCUCGGAGGAGGAGACAGUCAGUCGUAGUGACAAUGUGGCCGAGCGCGGGGAUCUCGCAUGGACGUCGCCAAACGGCGCGGGCCCUCGAGCCGGCUCCAUGGAGGCGAGGCCGCUGGGUGUACUCCUGUCGAGUGGCCCGGCAGACCCGGAGCCACCCUUUCCUGGCUCUGAGGAGGCGGAGGAGGAUGAGGAGGGGGACGACGAGGAGGGGGAGGAUGACGUUGCGGAAGCGGACGGCUCUGAGGAGGCAUCAGACGCAAGCGGCGAGGGCCUUGCGUGUGCAACGGAGACCGGUGCCACGUCGAGCCCUGAGCCGGCGAAGGCGGCUGGCGACGACACCGCGCUGUCAUCCAGCGGCCUGGGCGAGCUGGAGCUGCCCUCGCUCGGCGCCAUCUCCCCCGUGGCGGCCGGCAGUACGUCCGGGGUGAGCAGUGGCGAGGACCGGGAGAGCGGAUUCAGCAGCCCCUGCCUGCACGAGCGCUGGAAGGGCACCCCCCAGCGCUCCGUGUCCCACGCGGAGCCCAGCGAGGAGGAGCACUUUGAGGACUACGGCGAAGGCGACGAGAGCGACUUCGUGUCGGAGCCGCACAGCGAGCGCCAGGGCGGCGCCUUCCUGGACGCGCCUGCCGGCUCCGUGCCCACCAGCCCGUCGGAGCGCUCGCAGCGCCGCUGGCUGGGCCUCUUCCCGCCCAGCCCGGGCCUGGCACUCUACUGCAGCCAGUGCAGCCGCCGUGUGGACCUCCUGCGCCAGCUCGACGCACGCCUGCGCCACCUCGAGGCGCACAGCCCCAAUCGGAGGAUAUCUACGAAUGCGUUUGCCAGGCAGCUGCUGAACCACAGCUCGCUGAGCAGCGCGGCGGGCAGCACGGAGGACCUCUACACGGAGAGCCUGGACCUGGGCGGCCCCGACAUCGGGGAGAAGGUGAGCAUGCUGGAGAAGAAGGUGCUGGAGCUGGAGACUGACACGGUGGCCAACUGCGACCUGCAGAGCAAGCUCAAGCAGGAGAACCUGCACCUGGUGCACAGGAUCCACGAGCUGGAGGAGCAGCUCAAGGACACUGAGGUGCGCGGCGAGGAGCGGCUGGAGGAGGAUGCACGGCGCCACCGCGAGCAGACGACACGGCUCACUCGCGAGAAGAAUGCCCAGAUGGAGACGCUCGCCAACAGGCUGCUCCUGGUGGAGGAGGAAAACGAGGCGUUUCAGACCACAGUGCCACGACUCAAGACGCAGAUAGAGAAACUCGAAGAGGAGAAGACGCGUCUGGAGGAGCGUCUGGAGGACCUUGUGCUGCGCGUGAAGGACGAGAUGGACUUGAGCAAGAAGCUCUCGGACAAGAUGAAGCGCGACCGGCACGAGUUCCAGAAGGAGAGGGAAGCCACGCAGGAGUUGAUCGAGGACCUUCGGCGUGAGCUGGAGCACCUGCAGCUCUUCCGCCUGGAGAUGGAGCGUGGGGGGCGAGGGCGCAGCGCCUCCUCGGGCCUGCAGGAGUACAACACGCGCACGCGCGAGGCCGAGCUCGAACAGGAAGUGCGCAGGGUCAAGAUGGAAAACCGCAAGCUGAAGGAAUCUAACGAUGAGCUUAACGGGCAGAUCAUCAGCCUGAGCCUCCAGGAGGCCAAGAACCUCUUCUCGGCCGCCACCAAGUCUCAUUCGCUCGCCGCGGAGAUUGACUCGGCCUCACGGGACGAGCUGAUGGUCGCUUUCAAAGAGCUGGAGGACAUCAACGCGCACCUGCGACAAUACAUGGACAAGAUCAUCCUGGCCAUCCUGGACCACAACCCCUCCAUCCUGGAGAUUAAGUCGUAACCCAGCGGGGGCGGGCGGCAACCGCCAGGCACCCACGUGCCCCGGACGGAGCGAUGCCCGCGCAUGGGCCAGGGAUAGUUUUGAUUGCAGUGGCACUCACGAUCUCUUCUGCGAUCACGUAGGCGACUGCGGUGCAAUAAAUGUCGCCACCUAAAUUCACGAGAGCGGAGAGAAGGCGUAGUGUUUGUUUUGGUGCGACACUGCGGGUCGAGGCCUCCACAGUCGGGACGUGACUUUAUUCCCAGUGCUUUGGCCUCUCCGUAUGGGACCGCAAAUUCACAAAAUCUUUCCUGGAUUGUGCCAUCUGGACAUAUUGAAAAGACCGCUAUUAAAAAUGAAAAUAUAUUUGGUUCCGACAAAUGAUUAAUUUAUUAAAUUGAUUGUGGCUUGUUGGGUGUAAUAGAGGUGGGGGAGCACGUGAGCAUGAUUGUGCGUGGUUUUCUCAAAGAAAUAGUCAAAAAUGUGUUUACGUUUGCUGCAGGCGAUGGCUCGGCACGGUAAUGGGGGGCCUCGCGAGGUCAUAAUUCACUCCACGCCCACCGGCUGUUGCCGCAUCAUCAACCCGUUUUACAAAACCCCACUCCUGAAAUUAGAUUUUUAUUCGGCUUUUUAUCCCAUCUGUAACAACUCGGGCCAACGUUCACAAAUUCAGUGGAGCCGUAUCUCGUAAGGCACUUUAUUAUUUUGCACUCCCCCCCCCCCCCCCCCCCCCGUCAGUGUCUGUGAGAGAUCCCAGGCCACCCCUCUUGCUUUGCUGUUCGUCUUUGUUCCCCGGUUUCAGUAAAAAAACUUGGCUUCGUGCAGCUUUCACAGCUGCUGCGGUGAGAACUGGAGAUGGGGGACCUCGGCUUUAUUUAAAAUCAAUAUCGGCAGGGACAUGGGGCCUCUCUUCUCGUGGUAGCCCAUCUGCCUGCUCGUUACAGAGGUCCGCGGUUCGAAUCCAGCUCCCCCCCCCCCUCCUUGAUUAAUACUGCGGUGUGGUAUUAACUGUAAAAAUAUGCGCUGUCUGCUUCAUGGUGACCGUUAAAGAUCCCGUGAUGCCAUUCGAAUGAGUGGACCCAUCGUGUGCCGGCGGCGAGGGCCAAAUUUGCCAAAAAGUAAAAAAAAUAAAAAUACCCACAAAUUACGACUCGGUUGGAAUAAAUAUACGCGGCGAUCAUCGCACCAAACCGCAAAAAAAAAAUGAGCAGGACCCUCCUAAAAAGAGGCAAGUCUCAGUGAGGCUUUCCUGGGUUAAAUAAGCAUUGUAUGAAAGACAAUAAAUACAUGUCUGAUGUUGCCACCAUGCUGCCGUGAGACCCGCUAUUUUAAUUGGGCUUCGUUUUUUUGCAUUUGUCUCCAUGAAUGGCGCAGGACCGUCAGUGGCGCUGUUUUCAUGCGACGGAUAGAACAGCUUACGACUCCUUUUAAGGAGGGUCCUGCCAUUGGAAUAUUUGGCCAAUUCCACCAACGAGUGUUUGUUUGACUUGUGAUGAGAAACCGUGAGUACCCGGAGAAAAACCCCAUGCCUGCGAUUGAAUGACAUGGAAAUCUCCGCACAGAUGGAAUAAACCCACUUGCUGUACUGUGACACGACCCACCGACCCUCAUCUCCGAAGUGCUCUAUCGCGGGUGUGCGGUGCCUCUCGGCUCACGGUGCCUCUCGGCUCACGGUGCCUCUCGGCUCACUCCCUCACAGCCGACAGUGGGGCCCCCUCGUCCAGCUGGGCCGUCGCCUGUAGCAGCACAUCUGUUGUAAGCCACCGGCUUUGGCUCCAUUGCGACUCAAGGAGGCCACUGCUCCCUCGCCCCUGGGCAUUUUAAGGCUAGUGGGGUUGCACGUCACAUGCCUUCGUCGCGGCUCGGUGUAGGGAGCGCGGGAUCCUCUUUUACGGAGGAUGCCUGCAUUGACUUUGGAAACACGCAGUUGUCCUCAGCGUCUUGCAUGACCAGUGGUGGCGGCGAUGGUGGCAGCAGCAGCAUAAUUACUCUAUUUAGAUGACUGUAUAUUGUGGUGGUCUGUUGUGUAAAAUUCGGAUGGCGCUAAGUACCAGUGAUAUUCACUGCUAGGGCACUUUCUGCUUGGAGGGAAAAAAAUCCGACAAACUCCUGAAAAGAAAACGAGAAAUUUCGUUUAAAUGUACUGCUUUUUUUUUUACAAUCAUGUUUAAUAUUACUGUAAACAUUGCCACGGCCGGCUUCCAGAUCUCUCGAAACUUGAAUAAUUAACUUUCCAUCCACAUGGAGACAACCUCACAACUGCACGCAAUGCAACCGCGGAGCUCCUCGCUUUAUCGGUAAAUGUUGUGUCUGCUUGAUAUUGCACAAACAUAACUCUUCUCAUUCCAUAGCAGAGAGAUUGUGUUACCCACACUUUACCCCACCGCAAGGAACGUGCCAAUCGGUUGACUGGAGGGUACCUGGCAGCUGUCUCGGGGACAACUCCACUUGAGGUGCUGUCCUCGUUUAAAGGGGGUUGGUGUUCUGGGGGGAAAAACCCCGUGAUUAAAAACUUGAUAACCCACAUGCUGAUGGAGCCACAGUGUAUUUAACGAUUCCGUCACUCCCCCAUCCGCCUGAAUCUGCACUCUCAACAGAACCGUACUCUCUGGACAAAUGUACUUUCGUGGGUUUUCAAGCGGUUUUUUUCCUUCUCCAGGACACCCCUGAGUAGGUGGAAGUGCAUGUCACUGUCAGGUUGGGCGACCUCUCCCCGGGCUACGUGUGAACAGCUGACCGAUGUAGUCGCAACACAAAGCGUGCCCUUGAUCCCUAACAAGCUUUGUGCGAGUGCACCUGCCCUGCCUUGGAGUCACGGGUUGACCUUCAGAUGCGAGCACAUUCAUAAAAGGGAUGGUUGCUUUACGCGCUCCAAGGUGAGCUCUGGGUGGAGGUGCGUCGUUCUAAGGUGGCGGUAAUCUCCGAGACGCUCCCCUUGCCCAGGGGAAGAGGAGCGUUCACUGGAACGCCAUGGCAAGUCGAUGGGUUGAUCCUGCCUACGAUUUGAACUCGUACUAAUUGUAGGUAGGAGCAACGUUGCUUGAAUAAUGUGAGGUCAUUGGACCUUAAAGCAUAACAUAUAAGAAAAAACACUUGUCAAUUUUCCAAUCUGUAAAUUAUAUAUAUACUUAAAAUAUUUCGUCUAUUGUAUGAGCAUUGCACACGCGCACGCACAUUGUGUUCAAGAUACUUAUUACGUUAUGUUUAUGUUGCACAUUUGUGUAAAUGUUUGCUUCGAUUACCUGAGCCUAUUCAAAUGCGCAAUUAAGAUAUUUAUAAAGAAAAAAAUACAGAAAAUUUACAAAAAUAAUUUAGAAUAGCAAAAAUGUAGAGGCACAAUGUGAAAAAAAACUACUUUUUAUAAUGCCUUGCAUCAUCAGCUUCUGUUGAAUUCCAGUGCACUCGGUGAUCGCGAUUGUUAAUUUUGUACUGUGGUUUAAUUUAAAAUGUGCUUGUUAUCUUUGACAUAAAAUGUAAGUUAUAUCUCAAUAAUCCUCACCGUAAUAUAUGUCCAAGAGAAUCGCUAAUGACACGUGGAGUAUUAAUGUUAAGAGACUCGGUCUCAUUGCUCUAGGAUUAGUCGUUCUGUAGGACAAUAUCUGUGGACCUCCCACUGAGGUCCGCCGAUGUCUUUCGCCCCAGGCAGUGCUAUUUUAUCGACCCCAGAGAAACGACGACGAUGAUGAUUGGCGUGGGUCCGAGAUGAUCCUGGCUGAAAUUUCAACGUGAAAUUUCCAAGGAUGGGGGCGCCCUCCUGCUUCCGCUGGGCUCUGUCCCAGAUUCUUUAAAAAAAAAACAAAAUCAUUAAUCAACUGUGUGACCCAGGAAUAUGAAUUCCUGCACUCAUUGAAGCUUUCAGUCAAGAUUCAACAUUGUGCUGUUUUCGUCCGUGUUAAUUUGGCUAAGGGCAUCUCUUGAAGCACUUGUAAACCAUUCUCCGAGGCGUUUAUUGCACGUGCAGUCCGCUGUCGACGGCACACGGCCGAGACGGCCGGAGGUCUCGCGCGUGUGGGUGUGUGCGCGAUAAGACGGAAUGUCGUCUGUAUGUCCGUCGGCUCGAGAUUGUUGACAUCCUAUGUCGGGCGUGUUUCGCCCCCCACGUUCUCACGACUCGUUCUCACGAAGAAAGGCCUCGAUCACGUGCGCACACAAAUUGGCACAGGUCCAUAAGUUUUGAGGUGACAGUCAUCAAACCGCAAAGUUUCCCAUUUAUCAAAUAAACCGAGGCAUGUUUUGAAUCGCAUUGUAUUAUUAUUUUUUCACCGUAACCUUGCAGGGUAUUUGUGCUAAAGAUUGGAGUAUUUUAUUUAAAUAAUAUAUAUUUGAAAACAACACUACGAAUAACAACACUAUUUAAAUGUGUAAUUGGACAGCCAGUAACUAAUUUAGGUGACAUACAUUCAUACAACUUACACAUAUAUUUGGAAUGGCCUGCAUCGAACAAAAUCGUCCCAUCCUCAAAACUUGUCCCUGCCGCGAAAUUAAACUUCGUGCGAAGCGCACCGACUGUUGCCGGCACCGACUGCUGCCGGCACCGACUGCUGCCGGCACCGACUGCUGCCGGCACCGACUGCUGCCGGCACCGACUGAUAUUGGCACCGACUGUUGCCGGCACCGACUGCUGCCGGCACCGACUGAUGCCGGCACCGACUGAUAUCGGCACCGACUGUUGCCGGCACCGACUGCUGCCGGCACCGACUGCUGCCGGCACCGACUGAUAUUGGCACCGACUUGCCGGCACCGACUGCUGCCGGCACCGACUGAUGCCGGCACCGACUGAUAUCGGUACCGACUUGCCGGCACCGACUGCUGCCGGCACUGACUGUUGACUGUUGCCAGUUAAUUUUGCCAAUGGAAGUUGCGUCCCCACGUUAUUGAUAAUACGCACGAUGUCAAAAUAACUGCGUAGAUGUUUUUUUUCUUCUUCUCAUUCACAAAGGCAAGUGUGGUCAGAGGCGCGCGGCGUAACACCCAGACGAUGAACAAUAACUCCGAUAGCUGUCGAGGUGCGCUCACAACGUUGUGCAUCUUUUAGUUUUUCCAUUUUUAUUUAAAGAGGGGGGGGGGGGGUCACGUGAAUGCCGUUGCCUGUUGAAUCGCAAAUAAAUCAGUCGUGCCUA